UCGCCCAGGGCCCCGCCCCGGCGCGUGACGUCAGUAGGGUGGGUAGCAACAGUUGCCCCGGUGAGGGAAACGGAGGCGCCAUAGCCACGGUAGUCGUGGCGACCAAGCAACCCGGCAACGCGAGUCAACAACAACAAGCGCCCUGCCGACCCCCGCCCCCACGCCCCCGGCCCAGCCCGGGGGCCCCGGCGCGUCCCGUCUCCCUCGCCACACCGCCUCCGACAGCUCCGCGGGGCCCCUCCGCGGACCGAAGCGGGCAGAAGCCGAGGAAGAGAAAGGAAAAAAAAAAAAAAAGCCUUAUUUAUUACCAUUUUCCCCACUGUUGGCAUGGCAACCCAAGCGUAUGGCACUGAGAUGCAGGCCGUCCCGCAAGCAUCCCAGACGCCGCAGGCCCCGCCCCAGGCCCCGCCCCCGCCGCCGCCGCCCCCGUCCGCGGCGCCCCAGCCCCCGCAGCCCCCUGUCGCUGCCGCCGCUGCUGCCGCCCCCCAGCCCCAGUAUGUCACGGAGCUGCAGAACCCCCAGCCCCAGGCGCAGCCGCCAGGCAGCCAGAAGCAGUAUGUGACGGAGCUCUCGGCUGCCCCGGCACCCCCGCAGGCGGCCGGUGCGCCCACCCCGGCCGCCGCGUCCCAGCAGUACAUCGUGGUCACUGUCGCCGAAGGUGCCAUGAGGGCCAGUGAGACCCUGUCGGAGGCCAGCCCGGGCUCUCCGGCCAGCCAGACUGGCGUGCCCACGCAGGUGGUUCAGCAGGUGCAGGGCACCCAGCAGCGGCUGCUGGUGCAGGCCAAGCCGGGCCACGUGUCACCCCUGCAGCUCACCAACAUCCAGGUGCCCCAGCAGGCUCUCUCCACACAGCGUCUGGUGGUGCAGAGCACGGCACCGGGCAGCAAGGGCGGCCAGGUCUCCCUGACAGUCCACGGUACCCAGCAGGUACACUCACCCCCAGAGCGGUCCCCAGUGCAGACCAACAGCUCCUCCGGCAAGACGGCCGGCGCCCCCGCAGGCGCGGUGCCGCCACAGCUGCCGAUCCACGGUGUGCAGCAGAGCGUCCCCGUCACCCAAGAGAGGUCUGUGGUCCAGGCCACUCCGCAGGCGCCCAAGGCUGCCCCCGUGCAGCAGCUGACCGUGCAGGGGCUCCACGUGGCUCAGGAGGUGCAGCAGCUGCAGCAGGUGUCUGUGCCGCACGUGUAUGCCAGCCAGGUGCAAUACGUGGAGGGGGGCGACGCCAGCUACACAGCCAGCGCCAUCCGCUCCAGCACCUACCCCUACCCCGAGACGCCGCUGUACACGCAGCCGGCCGGCACCAGCUACUACGAGGCGGCGGGCACGGCCGCCCAGGUCAGCACCCCCGCCACCUCCCAGGCCGUGGCCCCCAGCGGCUCCGUGCCCAUGUACGUGUCCGGCAGCCAGGUCGUCGCCAGCUCCGCGAGCAGCAGCGGGUCCGGCGGCGGCGGCAGCAGUGGCGGAGGCGGGGGUGGCGGCGGCGGAGGUGGCAGUGGCGGUGGCGGCGGCGGGGGUGGCGGCAGCGCCGGGGCCGGUGGCAGCGGAGGGGGCGGCGGCGGAGCAGGCACCUACGUGAUCCAAGGCGGCUACGUGCUGGGCAGCGCCAGCCAGUCUUACUCCCACACCACCCGUGCCUCGCCAGCCACGGUCCAGUGGCUGCUGGACAACUAUGAGACCGCCGAGGGUGUGAGCCUGCCGCGGAGCACCCUCUACUGCCAUUACCUGCUGCACUGCCAGGAGCAGAAGCUGGAGCCGGUCAACGCCGCCUCCUUCGGCAAGCUCAUCCGCUCUGUCUUCAUGGGGCUGCGCACGCGGAGACUCGGCACCAGGGGCAACUCCAAGUACCACUACUACGGCCUGCGCAUCAAGGCCAGCUCGCCCCUGCUGCGGCUCAUGGAGGACCAGCAACACAUGGCCAUGCGCGGCCAGCCCUUCUCGCAGAAGCAGAGGCUCAAGCCUAUCCAGAAGAUGGAGGGUAUGACGAACGGUGUGGCCGCGGGGCAGCCCCAAGCCGCCGGGUUGGCGGACAUCAGCGCCCAGGUCCAGCAGUACCAGCAGUUCCUGGAUGCCUCGAGGACGCUCCCCGACUUCGCAGAGCUGGAGCUGCAGGGCAAAGCGCUGCCCGAGGGCGUGGGGCCCGGGGACAUCAAGGCCUUCCAGCUCCUGUACCGGGAGCACUGUGAGGCCAUCGUGGACGUCAUGGUGAACCUGCAGUUCACGCUGGUGGAGACGCUGUGGAAGACCUUCUGGCGGUACAACCUCAGCCAGCCCAGCGAGGCGCCGCCGCUGGCCGUGCACGACGAGGCCGAGAAGCGGCUACCCAAGGCCAGCCUGGUGCUGCUGUCCAAGUUCGAGCCCGUGCUGCAGUGGACCAAGCGCUGUGACAACGUGCUCUACCAGGGCCUGGUGGAGAUCCUCAUCCCGGACGUGCUGCGGCCCAUCCCCAGUGCCUUGACCCAAGCGAUCCGGAAUUUCGCCAAGAGCCUGGAGAGCUGGCUCACCCACGCCAUGGUGAACAUCCCGGAGGAGAUGCUGCGGGUGAAGGUGGCGGCGGCCGGCGCCUUCGCGCAGACGCUGCGGCGCUACACGUCGCUCAACCACCUGGCGCAGGCGGCGCGCGCCGUGCUGCAGAACACGGCGCAGAUCAACCAGAUGCUGAGCGACCUCAACCGCGUGGACUUCGCCAACGUGCAGGAGCAGGCCUCGUGGGUGUGCCGCUGCGAGGACCGCGUGGUGCAGCGCCUGGAGCAGGACUUCAAGGUGACGCUGCAGCAGCAGAACUCGCUGGAGCAAUGGGCGGCCUGGCUGGACGGCGUCGUGAGCCAGGUGCUCAAGCCCUACCAGGGCAGCGCCGGCUUCCCCAAGGCGGCCAAGCUCUUCCUCCUCAAGUGGUCCUUCUACAGCUCCAUGGUGAUCCGGGACCUGACCCUGCGCAGCGCCGCCAGCUUCGGCUCCUUCCACCUCAUCCGGCUGCUCUACGACGAGUACAUGUACUACCUGAUCGAGCACCGCGUGGCCCAGGCCAAGGGCGAGACCCCCAUCGCCGUCAUGGGCGAGUUCGCCAACCUGACCACGGCGCUGAACCCCCUGGACGCGGACAAAGAUGAGGAGGAGGAGGAGGAGGAGGACAGCGAGGACGAGCUGCCGCAGGACAUCUCGCUGGCAGCCGGCGGCCAAUCGCCCGCGCUCGGCCCCGAGGCCCUGCAGCCGCCCGCCAAGUUGGCUCGGACUGACGCGCGCGGCCUGUUUGUGCCGGCGCUGCCCUCCAGCUAAGCCCCCCCAUCCACGCCAGGGCCCCCCCCAGCUCCUGGGGGGGCCCAGUUCCCUCCCCCCCCCGGGGGCCGGCACAAUCACAGGGCCGGGCGGGGCCGCAGCUGCAAACCGACACAGAAGACGAGACAGUGCCUUAGGAACCGCCGCUGUGCCCGGGUGCCCCCAAGGCCGCAGCACCCCCUCCGCCCCGGGGGCAGGCUGGCAGGCCCCCUCCCCCGGACUGUUAACUUAUUCUGCUUGCUGGCUUUGCACAGGGCGCACGCAGGUGGGCGUCACGGCCCCCCAUUGCCGCCGGCAGCCGCAGCAGCAGCCCCCUUCCCCGCCCCCCCCCCCACCAGCGACCCCACCGCUUCCCCCUUCUCGGCAUAAGUGCAAUUAAAGCCGUGGGCACUGCGGCAUCUCCAGAGCCGGCCCGGUCCCGGGGGGGCUGGCGGGAGGGGGUCCCCCAGCCUCUGGCUUCCAAAGAGCGGCUGUUGGGGGGGUCGGAGGGGCCCGUGCCCCCAGCCCGCCCUGCGCUCCGCACCCCGCGGCCGCUGCUUUGUAUCGGAACCUGCCCCGCGCUCCAUCCCCGCCCGCGCCCCCGCGCUGCGCGCCCCCUCCCCAGCAGUGACUAGUGUGUGAGUGGUCGUGAGCGCCGCCCCAGCGGAGCCGGUAACUUGGAUUUUCUUUCCAACCAUCAUGGCCUUAUCUGUCCCAGUUUUCUUCGUGUUUUCAACCCGUGAGGUCGAUGUUUAUGGAAAAAAAAAAAAAAAAACGAAAAAAAAGAAAAACCCAGAAACGAAGGGAACCGUGCCGUGUCGUGUCAGCCGCUUGUGUGGGCGCCCGCGGGCGCUGCGCGGGGGUCCCCCGCCGCACGUGCCCGUGCGCAGCGCCCAGCUGUUUUCUACGUUUUGUAGCCUUUCUUAAGACAAUAAACUCCACGUGACAUUUGCCUUC
This is a messenger RNA of Lepus europaeus (European hare), 4209 nucleotides long. RefSeq names its product regulatory factor X1 (gene RFX1). Gene Ontology annotation, molecular function: RNA polymerase II cis-regulatory region sequence-specific DNA binding; DNA-binding transcription factor activity, RNA polymerase II-specific. Lineage: Eukaryota; Metazoa; Chordata; Mammalia; Lagomorpha; Leporidae. Bases 328 to 3273 code for a protein of 981 amino acids. Gene Ontology annotation, cellular component: nucleus. The transcript has 21 exons. The record is from RefSeq and is a predicted model, not a curated record. Gene Ontology annotation, biological process: regulation of transcription by RNA polymerase II.